Macrosiphum euphorbiae (potato aphid) is the source of this 2460-nucleotide messenger RNA. The record is from the annotation of a GenBank genome assembly. Lineage: Eukaryota; Metazoa; Arthropoda; Insecta; Hemiptera; Aphididae.
AUGGAUAAUAAUAUAUUUCAUGAAUUUAAUGGUCCAGCUAAAGAUAAAUGUAAUUAUUAUAAUCGAACAAGAAAUAGACUUCUUAUUACAGCUUAUGAAGGAAUACCUGAAACUCUUUUACUCAAUGCAUUAGGGUGUGUUCUCUUAGUUUUAUUUUUUGCAUUCAUGAGGAAAAGGGCAUGGGAUUAUGGACGUUUAGCAUUAGUCAAUAAAGAUUAUGAAAAGUGGUCUCGUAUAUUUUAUGGUACAACUGAUGAAAAUUCAGAGAAUAACAUUGAAGAUGGUAAUUCUACAACUACAUUAGAUAACUCAAUGCCUGUUGAUAGGGGCUUAUUUUCCUGGUUCUUAACAAUUAUACAGCUAAGAGAUGAAAAAAUUUUACGGAAAUGUGGUUAUGAUGCUGUUCAAUAUUUAUCAUUCCAAAGGCACAUAAUGGUUUUAAUGGCUAUAAUCACUGCAGUUUCAUUAGGCAUAGUACUACCAAUCAAUUUUGCUGGUGAUUUAGAAGGUGAUGAAAGAUCAUUUGGACAUACUACUGUUAGCAAUCUACACCCUGAUUCACCUUGGCUGUGGGUACAUGUGACUAUAGCCAUGUUAUACUUUCCAUUAACUAUUUGCAUAAUGAGAAGGUUUUCUGUAAAUCUUAAAUUAGAAGAAAAUGGUGAUUGUUGGUCGCGGACGUUGAUGAUAACAAAUAUUCCCAGACGAAAUUCUGACAUAAAUGAUAUGGAUCGACAUUUUAAAGAGGCUUAUCCUGAAUGUGAAGUAGAAAAUAUUCAGCUUGCUUAUGAUGUCAACAAAGCUAAUGAAUUAGAUAGAGACAGAAAUGCUGCAGUUCAAGCAAAACAAUAUUGUGAAAAUCAUUUAAAAACUGUAGGCGAACGUCUUACAGUACAACCCCAUGUUUGUGGUUAUAUUUGUAUUUGUUGUGGUUUCUGUAGUUCCAAUAAUUUAGAUGCUAUUGAUUAUUAUUCUCAAGAAGAAGCUCGGCUAAAAGCAGAAUUAGAAGCAGAAAAAGAAUCCGCUCUAAAGAGACCUCUAGGUAUAGCUUUUGUAACUAUGACAACAAUUCAUACAGCUAGACUCAUUCAUCAAGACCACGUUUACAAAUUAUCCAAAUGUGGUCGUCAUAAUCCACCUACCAGUUCUGUGGCUGGUCUACUUCAGCCUUAUCGUUGGAGAGUCACUUUUGCUCCUCCACCUGAUGAUAUAUUUUGGGAAAAUUUGACUGAACCAUCUCACAAUCGAUACUGUAAAAUUGUAUUAACAAAUUCAUUUUUAGUGAUAAUUUUAUUUUUUUUGACUACUCCUGUGAUUGUUUUGAACGUUAUGGACACUCUUAAACUAAGAGAAAUCGAAAAAGCUAGUCCUAUAUUAUCAGAAUUUAUGCCUACAUUAUUGUUGUGGACAGCAGCUGCGUUAUUACCGGUACUAGUUAUAAGGUCUGAUCAAUGGCUUAGUCAUUGGACAAGAUCUAAAAGAAACCAUUCCAUUAUGCGAAAAACAUUUGUUUUUCUUCUUUUUAUGUGUUUGAUACUCCCAUCUUUGGGAUUAACAAGUGCCCAAGCAUUCCUAAUGUUCGCAUUUCAAGCUGGUAUUGAGACUUAUCGUUGGCAAUGUGUGUUUUUGCCUGACAAAGGAGCAUUUUUUGUGAACUAUGUCGUUACGUCUGCUCUUAUUGGAACAAGCUUAGAACUAAUACGAUUUCCAGAACUUUUUAUGUAUGCUCUUCGAUUAUCAUUAUCAAGAUCAAAAGCAGAAUCUGCUAGUGCUAGAAGAUUAAUUCUUUGGGAAUUUCCAUUUGGUGUACAAUAUGCUUGGAUGCUAAUUAUAUUUUCAAUUGUGACAGUUUAUAGUCUUUCCUGUCCUCUUAUAACACCCUUUGGUCUUUUGUAUAUGGUUACUAAACAUUUUGUUGAUCGUUAUAACAUAUAUUUUGCUUAUGGCAAAUCAAAAAUUAGUAAACGCAUACAUAGUACAGCUAUAAAUUGUGUUAUGGUUUCAAUAGUACUUUUACAAGUAAGUUUUACUUCACUGUCAAUGUUGCGUCAUGGACUUCAUGAUAUUACUUUAUUUGCCUUGGUUGGACUUAUAAUAACAUUAACAUUUACAUUAUCUCAAUGUUUCUUCCGAAAUUGUACCGCAUGGAGUCCUAUACUUUACCAAGUUAGAAAUCCACGUACAGUUCAACCAAGUCCAGCCAGAAGACGUGAUCAUUCACAUGGUUAUGACUAUGUCCCUGAAGUAUUACGUCAACCUUUGCCACAUACAGCAGCAAAUUCUCUAAUUACGUUGACACCAAACGAUUCGGGUACAACAUUGGAUGAUUUGGAAAUCGAGAUGAGACAUAAUGAUGAUAGAUUAGAUUAUCAUCCGCAGACUAAAGUAAUUAUAGAAUCUCAAAAUCACUGUGAUCAACUAUACCAGAAUUAUGAUUAUAAUCAAACAGUUCCUGUAUAA